AUAUCUGCAGGAAAAGUGAGACUCUAACUAAAGAAGAAGCUCUCACACCACUUAGUAGCGUUCUAAGCCGUCUUCCCAUCCAUCCCUCGUUAGCCAAAAUGAUAGUGCUUAGCAUCGUCUUCUGCUGCCUGCCCGCCAUGAUCGUCAUCGGUGCCUCCGCCACCGAAAACCUCUCCAACGCCUUCACAGACGCCGAAAAAGCUCAGCGCAAAGAUGACUUCAAAGCCUCCAGCAUCCACUCUCAUAGCGACCACAUCGCGCGUCUAACCCUGCUUCGCAUCGGCCUCAAGAUCCGCGAAGAGAGAGGCGAGAGGGGCGAGAGGGGCUUGGAUGAGUUCGCGAGGGAGUAUUUCUUACGACGGUCUAUGCUAGCUUCAGUAUAUCAGACCAUGGACCAGAUCCACACACUCCUCAUCAACUCGGAUAUUAUCCCUCCUCCUGGCGCCGAACACGACCCCGAAUUGCAAGACCUCUACCCGAACUCGAGCGAGAACUCUGAUAAGCAAGCGCUCAUCAAAGCACUCGUGCUCGCGGGGUUGCAGGAAAACGUCGCCGCCACGCAGGGCAAGCGUGACCUAG
Molecule: messenger RNA, 579 nt
Organism: Mytilinidion resinicola
Lineage: Eukaryota; Fungi; Ascomycota; Dothideomycetes; Mytilinidiales; Mytilinidiaceae
Exons: 1
Source: RefSeq, a predicted model, not a curated record